CGUGGCGUACGCAGGACGGCCCGCUCGUUGCGUUCGAAUUGUGCGAAUACACUCCCGGUCGUGCAGUGCUUAAGGGUGUGUGUGUGUGUGUACGUACGUGUGUGUGUGUGUUUGUGUCUGUAUCGAAGCAUUUCUAUUGCUGUGUGCGAGCGUGCGGUCUAAGGCAUUUGGUGGCCAGUGCCAUUAACCAGUCACCAUGGCCGAAGGAUAGUGCCGCUUAUCGGUUCAUCAGCACGGGUGCGUGUUUGCAAAGCGUUCCAAUGCUACGUGCUGUAUUGUGCAGGGAAAUUAAAAUCAUCCGACUAAAAAACUCUCCACAAACAAUCAGCCAACCGCGUUGGUGUGGUGAAACCAUUAUGAACGUGUUCGUGUAUUGCAGAGAGACAAUUGAGGAGAGUGAAUAUUAGUGAAAUACGGUGAGUGUUAGAGUGUAGUGAAUUUGUGUGAAUUCAGAUUCGUGAAAAGCAGCCGUUGUGAAUUUCAUUGUUGUCACAUACUGUGUGUUGUUUCGGUGAAUUGCUGUGCAUUAGUGAGCCUGUGUGUGAGAUUGUGUACCAUAAGUGAGGUCUGCGAAUAGAAAAGCUGGCAAGAAUUAAUGUGCGUAUACGCUAAUAGCAGAUUAUAGCAGUGCUUUUGAAGGUAAAAUCCAAUCCAGUUAACGAUGUGGCUGUUUGGAUUUAUGUUGAUCGCCAUCGUGUGUGCCGCCAAGUGCACGGAGGCAGACAUUUCGGUGGAGGCAGCAUUUCAAGGACGUUGUGGCCACGGGAGUCCUUGUGAGCAAUUGUGCUACGAGCUGCACGAUGGCAUGUACGAGUGCGACUGCUCGGAGGGAUUCGAGCUGAACAAAAAUGGCUAUAGUUGCCAAGAAAUCAAUUCUACCUCCAGCGACGAUAACGCAUCGAACGGUGAGGAGGAUGUCCUUUAUCAGCGUGGUGCAUCGUUCAGCGCCAAACUCGACAUAUCCGAUCUGCACAUAUCGAUGAAAUCGUUCGACGAUGACGAUGGAGCCGAAGAAGCGAAAACAACGUCGGGCGGUAGCGGAGGCCGGCAGGGAGCGGUCACCAAAGCGCGACCCCCAUCGAGCGCGAACCCGAACAGCAUCAACGCGAAGAGCGAUGAAUUAGCGCGAAGAAAGGCAAACCGUAAUUGGAAACUCGAACCGUCCUCGAAGCAAUCGGCGAAUGCGAAUGAGGGCCGCGCCCGCUCGUCAAGCCGCAAGGAAAAAUCCAUCCAAAAGAUGGCCUGCCCGCGCGUGACGGCGUACGGUGAUGGCAUGCGGCAUGAUCAGCGGCAGCAGCAGCACCAGCAGCAGCAUCCGAAGACUUCCGCUUCCGGCAGUGACCGGCGAAAGUUUAACGCAACAUCCGCUGGCAGAAAGGGACCGGGUACGGGCGUUGAUGAUACUGGCACUGGCAGCAGCAAUAUGCCACUGGCGAGUGAUAUGGAAAUCAGUGGCAUAUCAUUACACUCGCCCCUUUCCGGUGAAGACCGAGGUCGGUGGCAGCGAGCCGGUGUGCCGGAUAUGGCAGUGUCAUCGGCGUCAGCUGCACUGCUGGCGGUUGACGAGGACGAUGAUGAUGAUGACGACGGUGCAUCGGAAAUAAGGGCCCUACCGUUGUUGGCUGGCUCGCAGGAGGACGAGGGAAUGCAGCAGACACAGCGAGAAGGGAAAUUACCUCCGGAGGCGAUGGGGCGCGGUGUCGUGAGUCCCCACGAGCCCAUCAUGCAGGGCGUCAGCGGUGACGGUUUGGCAAUGUCAGCCGAGCUUCGCACUAAUGCAACACAGCAAACAGCAGAAGGUGCUGCGAUAAGCCAACCGUGCACACUUGAUUGCGGCUCUGAAGGUACCUGUUACAUUUCGCCGGAAGGAUCGUCGUCACUGAUGCGUUGUCUGUGUGCUUUCGGCAAGACAGGGCAGCGCUGCGAAGAAGAUGCAAAAGUGAACACUCCAAGAUUUAGUAAACAUUCGUGGGUUGCAUUUCCAGCGCUCAGAGGAGCUUACAAACAUGUUCAGCUACACAUGGAGUUUCGACCGGAAUCGUUUGAUGGAAUUUUACUACUGACCGGCGAGCGAGACGAUUUGACGGGCGACUUUAUGGCUCUGCUGCUGCACCAAGGGUUCGUCGAGUUCUGGUUCGAUUGUGGAUCUGGAAUGGGUCGCGUCAAGUCAGAGGAAACGAUCGUCCUUAACCAGUGGAACACUAUUACCAUCUAUCGGCACCGGUGGGACGCGUGGCUCGUACUGAACCAAGGCAACCGAGUGCAGGGACGCUCCAAGGGCCUGUUUUCGCGUAUCACUUUCCGGGAGCCAGUUUUCCUCGGCGGGUACGGCAACAUCACUGGCCUGGACCGGAAGCUUCCCGUCAGCACCGGUUUCACCGGAUGUAUACGAAAGUUUGUCGCUAAUGAUCACGAUUACAACUUCCAGCAGGGCUCACUCGGCGACGUGUCACAUGGAUUCGAUAUACAGGAAUGCAUAACCGAUCGGUGCAGUCGCUAUCCCUGCCAACACGGCGGUAAAUGUCUGCCGUCGGAUGACGGUGCCAUCUGUCUCUGUCCGCUGGGAUUUGGCGGUGAUUUAUGCGAGAUGCGACUGGAUUUACAGGUGCCUUCAUUCAACGGAUCUUCUUAUCUACGAUAUGCUCCACUGGGCGAUAGCUGCAUUAUUUGGUUCGAGCUUAAGAUCAUCAUCAAGCCGCUGCUAGAGGACGGGCUGCUGCUGUACAGCGGGCACCACGAGUAUGGUGAUUACAUUUCGCUCUGCCUCAACAUGGGCCACGUCGAGUUCACGUACGAUCUGGGCAGCGGGCCAGCAACCGUCAGGAGCGAGUUCCCGCUCUCCAUGGGACAGUGGCAUACGAUAAAAGUGUCCCGAACGUCACGGUUGGCCGUGCUGAAGAUCGAUCAGCUGCCGGAAGUGAUGACGGUGUCGCCGAACGGGUUCUGGCAUCUUUCCCUGCCACACAGCCUUUAUCUUGGCGGCAUCCACAAUGUACACACGCUGCCAACGAGCCUGCGGGAUAAAGGAUCAUUCGCCGGGUGCAUUCAGAAGGUCGAUAUCAACGAUCGCACUAUUGCUAUCAUUUCGGAGGCACUCGGUGGAUCGAACGUGGAAAACUGUCCGCAUGCGUGCGUUGCCCGACCGUGCGGUCCACUUGCCAAGUGCGUCCCGAAUCUCGACACCUACGAAUGCCAAUGCAACCCGCAGAACCGCCAGUGCAACAAAGCCGAGGAGCUGCCAUCGGAAGUAAUUGAAAAGCAGCAGCGGCUGCUGAAGCGCAAACAGCAAGAACAGGCAGUCGCACCGCCAUCGUCUCGCCCGACGGUAGCAUCCGAGCCGACGCAGCCGUUAACGACUCCCCUGGGAAGCUCAAUCUCGACGACGCAAGCUCCACCACCGGAAGACAGUACUUUGCCGCAUGAUAAUAAUCCGGCGGAUGUCGGCGACGGUAGCUCGGAGGAAAGUGACGAGGGAUACAACGACUACUACCAGAGUGACGACGGGGAUGAUGACGGCGACGAUGAUGAUGAUGAUGACGGCAGCUUCGGCACGCAGGGUAUGAGCUCCGGGAACGGUUACAAUCAACCGAGGAAUCGUCGCAGAUGGAACCGGUAUCAAUCGGCUGCGGGUGAAAUAAAAACUGCUCCACCAGCAGCAUCCACGGCUAAUGAGGCUGAUAAACAACAGUCGCACGUGAACGGAGCAGCAGAAACAUCCUCGACGGUAGCUAGCCCGGCUGCAUCCACCGUUGCUAAUGAAAAGAUAAUCGUUUGGAUCGAUCAGCAGAAAUCAAAGGACUCAUUUUCCACGCAAUCGAAUGAUUACGCAGAUUACGGCGGUGGGGAGAUAGCGAUGGUUGAAAAUGGCAUGGAAUCUGCUGCUGUGGAUGAACGGCCGCAGCACGUCGAGCUCAAGGGUGCGGAGGUCAGGAAGGAUGAGUUUUCCGAGGGUCGACGAUCCGGGGUUUAUGAUGCGAGCACCGGAACGAUGGUGGGUAAUGACCGAAAAAUGACGAUGGUGAUGAAGGCAAACGAUGCAGGCGAAGGUGAUGGAGCGGGUGACAUGAUGCCGGUUGAGCAUGGGGACGAAGAUGAUGAUGAUGAUGACGAUGGCGACGACGAUGAUGCGACACGGAGCAACCACAGACCGCAGGUGGAUGUGAGUGAAGAGUCUUCACCCAAGCAUGGCAAGACGGUGAAGGAUCCGGCGAACAUUGCCCAUCGGUUGCGGCGGCCGGAAGCAACGCCGGAGACGUUGCCGGCCAGCAAUAAGGAUACGGGCAGCGAUGAACCGUCGUCAUCUUUCGCUGACAGCGAAGACCACCACGACGACGACAAUGACGACAGUAAUAGCGCUGACGAUGUAGCUGCUUACGAUGGCGAUGGGUACGGUAAAGAUUACGACCAGCAUGGCGACCGGAUACCGUACCGUCCCGAUUUUCUGCUUCACCGAAAGCAGGGAAGCUCCUGGCGCAGUCGGGGGAACAGACAGAACCGGCCGGGACAGCAGGGAAAGCAAACCGAGCCCGAGAUCGAUGAGACACUGAUCGAGGAGAUGAACCGGAUUAUGAAAAAUCAUAAUGACAACGACAACGACGCGGAUGAGACACUGGAUGCCAGCUUUUGGGGUGUCGGACCAUCGUCAGACGGGUAUGGUGAGCCGUCCCUUACGCAGCGCGAGUACGAGCUGACCGAGACGGACGCGGAGGAGACUCACGACGAGGGUGCACAUCACCAUCAACAUCACGACCACCGUGCUCCGAGCCAUCACCGCCGUCGGAAUGGGGUUGAGCAGGAGGACGAUGGCGACCAGCACGAAUCAAAGGACACCGGUCUACGGAACCGAUAUGCGGCGCGCGGGCAGCAACCACACCAACAGGACAGUCAAUCAGAUCACCGUCAGCGCCAGCAACAGCAGCAGCAACAGCAUCAACAGCAGCCACAGAAACCACAGGCAGACCCGCGAAAUGACGAGGAUGACAUCCUUCGCAGCAUCAAGUACAAAAACAAAUACUUCCGCAAGUAUCAGGGCGCGUGUUUUACCGGCACGGACAGCUACUUUCACUACAGCGACGCCGAAACGAUGCGGCGUGUCAUUAGCUACGAGAUUGAUUUGAAUCUCCGCUUUAAAACGCACUCGGCGAACGGGCUAAUCCUCUGGACCGGUCGGCACAGUGCCCUCGAGGGUGACGACUUUUUGUCGCUGGGCAUCGAAAAUGGAUAUCUACAUCUUCGAUACAACCUCGGGUCGGGUGAAAUUAACAUCAAAUAUAACUCGACCAAAGUCAGUGACGGGCUUUGGCAUCGUGUGCGGGCGUUAAGGAACUCGCAGGACGGUACGCUGAAGGUUGACGGUGGUAAGCCAAUCACCAGAAGAUCUCCCGGCAAGCUAAGGCAGCUCAACACGGACACUGGGCUCUAUGUCGGUGGACUGCCGGCGGCGGCUCAUUACACCCGCCAGAGGUACCGGACCGGCAUGGUGGGCUGCAUCUCGGAGCUCAUCCUGGCCGGCGAGCUGCGGUUGAACUUUGACGCGACGAUACUGGGCACGGCACACAACGUCGAGCCGGGCGCUCCGUGAAGGUAGAUGCCCCCGGUGCCUACCGUCCGUCCGUAGAACGCUCCCCGGGCGCCACGCUGCACAGCAUAACCUGCCCCAAAAGAGGGGCGGGUAGUAGGUGGGAAUGAUUGCACCAAAGAAUAGAUUAUAGGCUAAACAAAACGGUAAGAAGCAAACACACAUACACACUCAUCGCUAACAAAGAUAGGCUAAUAACACUACAAUAAAACACAACCAAAGCGAGUAAUAAAACGGUUAAAUGGAAAAGAAAUAUAUAACAAACGCCCGUCUACAGAAACCGGCAGCGGUAACCAAACACAUACACAAAAUGUGUACAAAACACACACACACACACGAACACGCAAACGUCCAUUCAGAAAGAGAAAAUAUCGUGUGUUGAGUAGCUAAUUUCUCAGUGUAUGUAUAGAAACAAGCGGAAUCAUAUUUAUUAACGAAGAAAACAGAAAAAACACAUAAAACACACUGUAAAAUGAAGCAUAGGACACAAACAAUGCAAGGGUAGCCGGAAAAAGAAAAAAAAAGUAUGGAAAGAGAGGGAAGAAACAAACAAAAACAACUACAGUAAGCAUCAAAAAUAAGGAUGAUAAGGUGAACCAUGUGUAUGAAAAAAACGGGAAUGAAUGUGGAAAAGAGAAUAUUAAACAAACAAAACUUUAAAUCAAGGA
Messenger RNA from Anopheles arabiensis, 6246 nucleotides. RefSeq lists its product as uncharacterized. Gene Ontology annotation, molecular function: calcium ion binding. The record is from RefSeq and is a predicted model, not a curated record. Lineage: Eukaryota; Metazoa; Arthropoda; Insecta; Diptera; Culicidae.